AUGAGUCUCAAUCAGCUUUACGACUGGUUCGAAUCCCACAUGGACGAUGGCGUGCCCUGGGUCAAGAGCAGCAUCCGCCACACUCUCUCUGUACACCAGGCAUUCACCAAGAGUCAGAGCGGCCGGUCGAAUUGGCGGCUGUCGUCGAACCUGCAACAUAACGUUCAAUCGAUGAGUCAGCCUCAUAAGUCCGCCACACCAUCUUUUCACCCCGAAUUCUCUUCGAAACCAGGGCGGCACGAGACCACUUUCGACGAUCAUUGGCUUGGAGCCCCUCUCGAAAGUAUACCCGAGCUAGGUGGAACUUCAGCGUUUGCAUCGCAUAUCCCAAUUGCCACCGUAGAGGAGCAAUCAGUCGUGGACAACACAGGUCUGCUUCUCGUGCCUGCUGAGUGA
Molecule: messenger RNA, 396 nt
Organism: Colletotrichum abscissum
Lineage: Eukaryota; Fungi; Ascomycota; Sordariomycetes; Glomerellales; Glomerellaceae
Exons: 3
Coding region: 1-396 (131 amino acids)
Source: RefSeq, a predicted model, not a curated record